Messenger RNA from Diaporthe citri, 1614 nucleotides. RefSeq lists its product as uncharacterized. The record is from RefSeq and is a predicted model, not a curated record. The transcript has a single exon. Gene Ontology annotation, molecular function: transmembrane transporter activity. Gene Ontology annotation, biological process: transmembrane transport. The coding region runs from base 1 to 1614 and encodes 537 amino acids. Lineage: Eukaryota; Fungi; Ascomycota; Sordariomycetes; Diaporthales; Diaporthaceae. Gene Ontology annotation, cellular component: membrane.
AUGUCGAAAGACCCGGAAUCGAACACCCCACCGGACCAGGCCGAAACCUCAGAACAGGCCGCCCAAGAUGCGCGCGAGCUCACCUACCUCGGCCACGAGCAGGCCCUCACGCGCAAGUUCAGCACGACAAGCAUGCUCUUCCUCGCCCUGUCGGUCCUGGGCACAUGGUCGACGUUCGCGCAGGGCCUCUCGAGCGGCCUCACGAGCGGCGGGCCGGUGUCGAUCCUCUGGGGCCUCGUGCUCGUCAUGCUGUGCAACGUCUGCGUGGCCGUGUCGCUCGGCGAGCUCUGCAGCAGCAUGCCCACCGCCCUGGGGCAGGCGUACUGGGUGUACCGGCUCUGCCCGGGGCCGGCGGGCCGCUUCGCCUCUUACCUCUGCGCGUGGAUCAACACCUUUGGCUGGUGGACGCUGUCGGCGUCGCAGCUUGCGUUUAUGACCAAUUUCAUGCUCAGCAUGAAGGUUCUCUUUGUGCAGGACUGGGCCCCGGCCGGUGUGGGCUGGAUCAACUUCCUGCUCUAUAUUGGCGUUACGCUCGUGGUUACAGUCGUCAAUCUCGUCGCUUGCCGUCGAGACGCCAUCCUCCCGGCCUUCAACAACUUCGUCGGCGUCUGCUUCAUCGGGCUUUUCUUCGUAUUCUGCCUGGCGCUGCUCAUAUCCGUCGGCGUGCGAGAGGACCUGGAGUUCCAGCCCGCGUCGUUUGUUUUUGGGCGGUGGAUUAACCAGACCGGCUGGGGGGACGGCGUGGCCUGGUUUACCGGCCUCGUGCAGGCCGCAUAUGGCCUCACUGCCUUCGACUCGGCUGUACACCUCGCAGAGGAGAUCCCGGCUCCCCGCAAGAACAUCCCGCGCGUCAUCUGGCUCUCGGUCGUCCUGGGGGCCGUCACCGGCUUUAUCUUCAUGGUGGCCUGUCUCUUCAGUAUCCAGGACCUCGACACCGUCCUCGACCCUCCGACCGGUCUUCCCUUUGUGGAUCUCGUCCACGGGGCCGUUGGGCUGCAGGGCGCCGCAGUGCUUCUAUCCUUGUUCAUCUUCAACGGGAUGGGCCAGGCCGUGAGCAUCGUCACGACGUCGUCCCGCCUCACGUGGGGCUUCGCGCGAGACGGCGGUAUCCCAUGGAGCACCUACUUUUCCAAGGUAAACGAAACCUGGAAGGUGCCGGCGCGCGCCCUGUGGCUGCAGGGCGGCCUUAUCGGCCUCGUGAGCGUUCUAUACAUCUUCGCCAACACGGUGCUGGAGGCGAUUCUGAGCGUCAGCACCGUCGCCCUCACCAUUUCCUACGCGAUGCCCAUCGUGACGAUCCUUAUUGUCGGACGCGAGAAGCUCCCGCCGGGGGGGUUCACGCUGGGCCGGUUUGGCCCUUUUGCCAACGUGGUCUCCGUCAUCUACUGCACUAUUACUAGUAUCUUCUUUUUCUUUCCAACCGAGCCUAACCCGGCGCCUGCCGAUAUGAAUUAUGCCGUCGCUGUCCUUGGAGUCAUGUUGGUUGUCACCUUGGGAUUCUGGGUGUUCAAGGGGCGCCACACGUAUCUGGCUACACACGAUGCAGCGGAGCGCAUUAUUGAGGCGCAGAACGCGGAGCUUGUUCUUUCGCCUGUGUUACCUCAGAAAAGCUGA